GUCUUCUUAACUUGAACAAUGUGGUGCGCGACGAUCACAAAUUUGACCUGGUGUCAAUACAACUGGAGGGAGACUGGCCGUUCGUGCAAUUGAAGAUCUCCUUACUCGCCCACCGCCUGUCAACAAGUACGACGCAAUGAGGCGUCGGCUGCUCGAAACUUUCGGCGAGUCAGAGGAUUCAAAAAUGAGACGGCUGCUCCGGGGUGGAGACAUGACUGGGAAGCCAUCUGAAAUCUUGCUUCACUUGCGUCGCUUGUCACCCGCUAGUGGAUGCGACCUCACCGAGUUGCCUUCGUCGAUUCGUCCGCUCAUUUCGGUUUGGGAGGAGAAUGAUCUGGACAAGCUGGCAAAGAUUGUCAACAAGAUGAUCGAAAAUAAUGCCAUCGACUUCAUGUGUGUUAUGUCGACUCAACCCAAUUCCGCUGACCAUAUUCAGCAGACCGUCGAUGCGGGGGAGUACUGUGGCAGCCCGGAUCGCAGCCCCUCAGCAACACUGAUCUUAGAGUCGUUCGCUGAUGUGGCAACACCGGCGACUCUGCCAAGCGGCCUGGCAUCUUGAUAUCUG
This is a messenger RNA of Drosophila pseudoobscura, 565 nucleotides long. RefSeq lists its product as uncharacterized. The transcript has 2 exons. Lineage: Eukaryota; Metazoa; Arthropoda; Insecta; Diptera; Drosophilidae. The coding region runs from base 137 to 559 and encodes 140 amino acids. The record is from RefSeq and is a predicted model, not a curated record.